AUGGAUCGUGAAGCGCAUAAAGAUUGUGAUACUGCCUUUGAGACAGGCGAUAUCCAUCUUGUUACAGAGUCUCACGAGCAGAUGCCCGGUGAAAUGGAGAACGUGGCCAGCUCGCAUAGUUCUGAUUCGGAUUCAGGCAUUGAGAUGCAGAUAUGCCUCAAAUCGAUAGAGAGAGUCAACCGCUUGCGGGUGAUGGUUGGAGCGGAAAUUGCGAAACAUUUUCGCCUAGGUGAUAGUAAGCGCGACCAAAUCCAGGCUGUGCUAAAACAGAACACAUCGCGCAUUUUGAAAAGGUUGCAGCGUCUGAAGGAAACCAUCGAGAAACGCAUUUGCGCUCUGGCUACCUCAGACAAAGUCAAAGAGCAUAUUGGCUUGAGCAGCGAAGAUGAUGUGGCCAAUAGACUAGAACAGCUAGUUAUAGGCGAAUGUACCCUGAAUGAAGUUUGCAAACAAAAGCAUGAUGAGAUUCGAACUCUUAAGGAAGAGCUCGAGAAGCAGAAACGACGACUGGCCGAGCUCGACGGCUCUCAUGACCGCGACGGACAUCUAGGGCAGCAUGAUCCAUCACCAGGUAGGGUAAUGCCUGAAACUAGUAGUGUCAAUGUUGCCAGCGAUCUCAGUGAGUCUGAUGAACACUUUCAGAGUGGCUGGCACAUGCGGGAGAAAAAGAAGGGCUGCCGUUGCGAGAGGUUCAGCAGUUCGUCGAGGAGGAACUGCAAGGAUCCAGCCUUGCCUGACGUUUCACCAUACUCUGGAAAAGAAAAAGAAUACUCGUUUGAAAACUUUGUAGAAGCCUUCGAUUUGAAAUACCCUGGACAGUAUUGGGAAGAUGAAGAACGCUGCGCUUUGUUCAAAUCAAAGUUAACGGGUGAAUUAAAGCGCCUUCAGAAACCAGAAACACAGUCGUUAGAAAGGCUUUCGCGUAGAGCUUAUCCGGAGCUGGACGAAAGGACGUUGUCAGUCAUCCGCGCAGACCAUCUGAAUGAUCAGUUGUCUCACUGGGAUGACUCCUGUCGCCUGCAAGAAGCUCUGGAAGGACCUGGUGGCGAUAUGAAUGAAAGGCUAAAAGAUGCCGCUAUGAGGGCUGAAAGAAGACACGUAGCCCUCGAGAGCCGUGCGAAGAGCAAGCCGCCGCACAGCUCGUGGAUUAAGGCCAAAGGGAAACGCUUUCAAAGGAGGAGUACGAAGGAGGCCUACAAAGGACUCAAAGAGGAAAACUGUAAGACUGAGAUCGUAGCCAGUCGGGACAGUAAAGCGAAUAAGGAACUACAAAAUAUGAAAUGCUUCCGAUGCAAAGGGACUGGUCGCAAGGCACGCGACUGCAAGAGCGCAGCGGCUAGAGAACCGAAAAGCCCUAUGUCUUUAUCAGUACGAGUGAAAGUUCUUGGCAGAGACAGAAAGGCUUUGUUAGAUACGGGAUCAGAAGUAUUGAUUCUGCCGUCGAGAGUACUCAAGGAGGCAAUGAGUGACGGAAUCGACAUCGAUGCAGUAGUCAAGGGGAUCCCAGUGCCCAAGUCGCUGAAGAUCACUGACGUUUCAGGAAGGGUGAUGAACUUUUUGACCGCGGUAGACAUUGAUGUAGCGGACCUCCUGUGA
Molecule: messenger RNA, 1596 nt
Organism: Cooperia oncophora
Lineage: Eukaryota; Metazoa; Nematoda; Chromadorea; Rhabditida; Trichostrongylidae
Source: the annotation of a GenBank genome assembly